AUGGUUAAAGAAGAGAAGUUCGUCCAGGAGGAAGAUGUCAACUAUGGAAGUCCAGCCACUGAGCGCCGCAUGUCUGCGUCGGGACGUCGCAUUUCUACUGUUGAUGCUGUCUUUGGAGAGAUCGUCGAAGGUGGCCCAGAUUAUCGCAGUGUCGGAUGGAUCGGAACAGUUGCGCUCAUGAUGAAGACACAGAUAGGCCUUGGUGUGCUUUCAAUCCCGGCUGUCCUUGACACGUUGGGCAUGAUACCAGGCCUGAUCUGCCUGAUCAUAAUCGCCAUCAUCACGACAUGGUCGGAUUAUAUCGUGGGAACUUUCAAGCUCCGCCAUCGCUCAGUUUACAGCAUCGAUGAUGUCGGCUAUCUGCUUUUUGGUCGCGUUGGACGUGAGGUCUUUGGCGCAGUUUUCGUCCUAUUCUGGAUCUUCGUUGCGGGUGCUGGUAUGUUGGGUAUCUCGAUCGGGCUGAAUGCUGUUUCAACACACGGAGCGUGUACUGCCAUUUUCGUUGCUAUCGCAGCCAUUGUCGGGUUUGGCCUAUCCAGCAUCCAAACCCUAGGAAAAAUUUCAUGGCUUGCCUGGAUUGGCCUGAUCUGUAUCUUAGUCGCUAUCUUCACCUGCACAAUUGCUGUAGGCAUUCAGGAUCGUCCAGCCGAAGCACCCACGACCGGAGUCUUCAUCUCAGAUUACAAACUUUUCCGCAAUCCAACCAUUACCGAUGCUCUUUCAGCUUGCUCUUCUCUAGUGUUCGCAUUUGCUGGAACACCAGCAUUCUUCUCGAUCGUAUCCGAGAUGCGAGAACCUCGACACUAUACCCGAUCACUCAUCAUCUGCCAAAGCGGCGUCACCAUCACAUACAUCGUGAUCGGCGUGGUGGUCUACUACUACGCCGGGUCGUUCGUGUCUUCACCUGCGCUAGGUUCAGCCGGUGUACUUAUUAAAAAGGUCUGCUACGGCUUCGCGCUUCCUGGCCUGAUCGUCACAACCACACUCGUCAUCCACUUGCCAGCCAAGUACAUUUUCGUGCGAUCCUUAAGAGGCAGCAGCCAUCUCACUGAAAAUACAUUCAAACACUGGGCAACAUGGCUAGGCUGCACAUUCAGCAUCGCAGUCAUCGCCUACCUGAUUGCGAGCUCCAUCCCCGUCUUCGGUGGUCUCGUCUCGCUCAUCGGUGCUUUACUCGGAACACUCAUGUCCUUCCAGCCCAUGGGCGCUAUGUGGUUGUACGACUUUUACGGCGAGUGGAAGGCGAAGAGAACGCCUUAUUUGACUUUUAUGGUCUGCUGGAGCAUUUUCGUCAUUGUUUCGGGCACGUUCUUGAUGAUCGGAGGUACAUACGGCUCGAUCGUUGGAAUUAUCAACUCGUACAACGAGUCAGGUGGUUCGGCUGCAUUCUCAUGCGCCGACAAUUCCAAUUCGGUAGCAGCAUAA
This is a messenger RNA of Lithohypha guttulata, 1425 nucleotides long. RefSeq lists its product as uncharacterized. The record is from RefSeq and is a predicted model, not a curated record. NCBI's taxonomy places the organism in Eukaryota, Fungi, Ascomycota, Eurotiomycetes, Chaetothyriales, Trichomeriaceae. The transcript is spliced from 4 exons. Gene Ontology annotation, molecular function: L-amino acid transmembrane transporter activity. The coding region runs from base 1 to 1425 and encodes 474 amino acids. Gene Ontology annotation, biological process: amino acid transmembrane transport.